Radiomyces spectabilis is the source of this 532-nucleotide messenger RNA. RefSeq lists its product as uncharacterized. The transcript has a single exon. NCBI's taxonomy places the organism in Eukaryota, Fungi, Mucoromycota, Mucoromycetes, Mucorales, Radiomycetaceae. The record is from RefSeq and is a predicted model, not a curated record. Bases 124 to 297 code for a protein of 57 amino acids.
UGCAAAACAAGUCAAUCACACACCUCAGCAUUUAAGCUUCCCUUUUCAAGCGAGGAAUAUCAAGUCAAAAUAGAUGAUUACCUCAAUGAUUGCGUUAUAUGUAAAAUACACGAGUACAAUUUUAUGGAGUCCACGAGUGAUCCCGCCUUAACUUUAAACAAGAAGUCAAAGUGUGCUCAAGUUCAAAGAGAUGUCAUACCUGGCCAACUUUGCUGCGUCCCCGUUUUCGCCGUGAUUGCUAUAUUUCAAGCGUGUGCGUCCCGAACUAUCCAUUCCUGUUUUUAUCUGCCAUAUUAGCCCUGAUAAACUUACCGGUCGCAAGGCGGUCUGUCCUUUAUCACUCUGAACUUGAUCGACCAGGGAUGCCGCAAAUGCAUCAACCCAUAACCGAGCAAUCCCACACACCUCAAAACCCCAUCGGCCCAUUACCUCCAACCGCGUCCCACAUACCAUUGUUUCUCCCCCACCGCCAACACCACCACCUGCUACCGACUCCAAACCAUCCCAUCCCAAAGUGUGGAACAUACGUAUG